Messenger RNA from Coniosporium apollinis CBS 100218, 573 nucleotides. RefSeq lists its product as uncharacterized. The transcript has a single exon. NCBI's taxonomy places the organism in Eukaryota, Fungi, Ascomycota, Dothideomycetes. Bases 1 to 573 code for a protein of 190 amino acids. The record is from RefSeq and is a predicted model, not a curated record.
AUGCAAUCCUCAAACACGAGCCAAAUUCCCAGCCCGUUCCUCGGCACCAUUAUGGAAGUAUGCAUCGUAACGCCUUCGGCCAAGCAUACCAUGGACGGCCUUCUGAAGCUUGGUAUAGGUCCCUUCCAGGUCUUCAGCUUCAAUUCGGACACAGUUCCUACCCAGCAAUACCGUGGGGGCCUAGGAUCCUUCGAACUCAAGGUGUGCUUCGCUAAGCAGGGCGCCUUGACCUUUGAGAUUAUGCAGCCAAUCUCAGGGCCCAGCCUCAUGGCCGAGUACCUCGAAAAGAGCGGGGGUAACGAAGGAAUUCAACACGUAGCUUUUGAUCUUGGAAAUGUGCCGAUGGCGGAGCGGCAGGCGAGGAUGAAGGCGCGUGGGUUCGAUGUUGCUAUGGAGGGCCGAUGGAAGGGCCGAAGAGGGGAAUGCCACUUUUGCUUCUUUGAUACGGAAGGGAGUACAGGAACAGUCUUUGAAAGCAUUGAAUUUUCGAAGGACUGGGAGGAUCCGGAGUGCCUGUGGUAUCCCGCCCCGCCGGGCCAGGACGCUGGUGUGGAGCAUGGUUUGAAAAAGUAG